Messenger RNA from Pseudo-nitzschia multistriata, 3779 nucleotides. NCBI's taxonomy places the organism in Eukaryota, Bacillariophyta, Bacillariophyceae, Bacillariales, Bacillariaceae. The record is from the annotation of a GenBank genome assembly.
GAAUUGGCGGUUCCUGAAUCUGUGCCCGAAUCGAACAACCCUGUAACGCCCGUCUCGCUCCAUCGUUUCGGCAACGAUUGCCUCGCGGGGACGAAAUGCGGCGAACCCGCAGCCAACCCRGAAGAAGUUCUAGCGAAGCARCACAGGCACCGUGCUCCGCGAGCCAGGYAUCAAUCGGARCAGRAACAGGAAGAGGAACCAGAACCCAAAAACAAGCAGCCCCGAGGGAUCCCUCCCUCCCCUCCUGGUGCCAACACCURCGCAAGGAGGACUGCAGCUACGCCACCAGCACCGGAAGCAGCGGGGUCUCCCACCCAUCCCGUUCCUACCAGCAGUCGGCCUCCUAUCUGGAACGGAUCACCACCUCGACGGUCACCACCGAGAUACGGCUCCGGCAGGAAUCUGUUCGGUGCUGGAACAAGCGCCUCGAGGAAGCCUCCGCGAGGGCCUUUGAGAGGCUGGUCGGUCCGGUCUGCGGGUACAUUCGCCUGCAGACGGCUCUGGACACAGGCACAGGUAGCAGCAGCAGCAGCAGCAGCAGCGGUGGAAGUAACGGCAGUUUGAACAAUGCAAGCAAUGCCAACACCGCCGACAGCAACCACGUCGACGAAACCGAAAACGAUGGCGAUGGCGAUGGCGAUGGCGACGACUGGGAUCAAUGCCAACAGUUCUUCGGGAUGCCUACUCCUACAGUUUCCGCAGGGGCGGCUUGCACCAACCCUCAAACUACCAAGGAAGACCCCCUUCCCGGUUCUUUGCUGGUGCGGUAUCCACCGGAGGUGCUACCCGUGGUGGUGGUAUCCUCCCCGCUCGUUUCGAAUUGUCUGCGGGACCGGCUGGGGAUGUCCCGGGCCAUGUGGAGCCAACUCAAUUCGCUGCCGGGGAUUGCGGAGGAGAUCGACCACCUCCGCAACGACGAGACGAUCUGUCUCUACCUUCCCCGCCUCCUCUCCAGCUGGAACGAAACGCUGGGGGUUCUGUGGGAAAGCCUGCUCCACCACUUUGAGAACACCCACGAUGCCCCGGAGAGGGACCCAGACGAUCCCUCCUAUUGCGCAAACCCUCUGAGUCUGGCCGCGAGGCGCCACUCCUACCACUYCUCCAAGAAGGGACACUACCAGCGCAUCGCGGAGACCGGUGGUGGUGUUUCUUCGUUUGCGCUCGGAAACCACCACCGCCGGCCCGGGAAAACCCCGGGCUGGACCACCGGUGCCCACACGACCAAGAAGCAGCGGAGCCUCCAGGACGUCCUCCUCGAGUUUCUCACCCACGUCUUUGAGGAGCCCGGAGAGUUUAUGCGGCCGAGCGAGACCGAAACCGAAUCAGCCAACGGCCACAAGGGUCGAUCCCGCCGCGGGUCCUACCGYGGCCUGGUAGUGUUGCUGGAAGACCCGCGGAUCGUCCACCCGAGGGCCACCCCGUCCCGCAGCGGCGGAAGCGCUGGCUCUGGCCUCCCGGGUGCCAACGCGAGUGCCGCACAUGCCGCCGUCCCACCCCACAGCCACCUGCAGCAGGCCCAGCUGCUGGAGACACUGGCGGCCUGGAGGAGCCUCCACGGGAUCCCCGUCUCGCUGGUGGUCCUCGAUGCCGGGGGGAGCUCUUCUCCGGGCCGACAGGCCCGCGGCAGCAGCAACAGCAACAGCCACAACAACCCCCUGCUGAAUCCCUCCGUGGGGCGGUUCGGUGCCAGAACCCUCCGGUGCUCGGUUCCGGGCGGUGUGCCGGUGCAUUGCCAGAGGRUGGAAGCACCGCUGCCACCGGCRGCCRCRGCCUACGCCCUCUGGACGCACUAUUUCUUGCRAGAGCUGGYGGACGCCCCGAUGCCCCUGCUGGCACCAAUGGCCGCGGAUGCAGACGGGGAUUCGGAUUCCCUUGGCGGGAGCAGCUUUCCCGGUGCUCCAUCUUCCACCGAGGGGAUCCUGGAGCUCUGCUCGGAAACCCUCCGCCACGAAUCGUCGUGCAGUUCCUGGACAGAGGCCCUGAGGGCGAGAAUCACCACGAAAUUUUACACUCGGAGGGGAUCCUUUGUCUGGGACGCCCUCCACCCGAGAACGGCCCUCGAGGCGGAUCCGGAGAAAGCCCGCGGUUAUGGCAACGGCGAAAGGGACUCGCCCUCGGGGYUCCCACACGGUUCUSUUUCGCGAUCCGGUGAAGAAGGUGCCCCCGGGGUCUGGAGGGGGGUUGAUCGACCCAAAGGAGCAGGGGCAAGAGCUUCCGRAAYCGACGCUUCCUCCCCAAAGGAGCAACUGCAGCUCCAACCCUUCGAGGCGGGGACCGACGCGAUCCAUCUYUUUUAUCCCGAAUUGGUGGCUUGGUUUUGUUCCUACCCCAAGGCCCACAAACUGUUGUCGGCCAACGCGGGUGCCGACAAGGCCGGGAUGAACCUUUCCGACAAGUGCGAAGGCCUGCUGGAGUGUUCCGGGCUGCUGGAUCCGCGUUCCGAUGCGAAAGGCGAACAAAGCGCGACGGUUUCGCCAUCCACCGGCCGUCGACUGCGKUUUUGGUGGUCCGUUUCUUGCUCCCUGUUGCCCCUGCGCAUCCUAGCACUCACGACAGCGGGCCGCGGGGGAGGAACGGCCGUUGGGCAACGGUGCGACGUUCUCUGUGGCCCGUGGGUGCUGGCGCGGCUGGCCGAGGUCUAUCGCCGUCUCGUGUUGGAGGAAUCGCAAGGCGAUCUUGCGGAGCCAGAGCCCGGGGACGGGGGCUUUGCGGGGGCGAUUCUUCGGCGCUACCUGCAGCGGGGGGGUCUGGCGGGCGGCGAAAAGGAUUCCACCGGUGGCGGGGACGAAUCGGGCCACCGAGUUUCGAGCCGCGAUCGGGCCGUGGUUCGAUUGCUGACCACCAUGGUACGGCAGCUGGUAAUCCUCGUCGAUGCCCGGGACAGCGAAAGCAAGAGGGGAGAYGACAAAGAAGACCGGCGUCGUGGGGAGAGCCACGAGAUCGACAGGGGAGUCGAAGAAGCCAUUCUAGAAAUGAAUCGACUCGCACUUGGGCAGGUCGAAGCGUGGACUCGCAGGUGGAUCGAGCGCAAUCCCUUGAUGKCGGCCGAAUCAGCGGCGUCUAGCUUCGGAACCGAGCUUUCGAUUUCCAAACCGGCGAAUUUCCGCAGGCGAAUCCUGGACAACCUCCCGCGGGGAGCUCGGGAGUUGUACCAAGCCAUGGAGGGAAGCCUGUCGAUCGAACGCGACGAUUGGUUCCGUUCCUUUGACGGAACGACGGAGGACUUCGCCGUCGGGGUUUGGACGCUGCAGAAGUGUGGAUUGGUUCGGCCCAGGACCAAGACGGUUGCUGCUACCGUCAUGGCGUCGACGGUCCAAAAAGCGGGGGCAAAGAAGCGAGGGGGGACAAAGCGACGGCGAGAAGUAGUAUCGUACGAAAAAGUUGCCGUGGUUUGGUGUUGAGCGAGAAGGAGGGGAAACGAUAUGAUAGAUCCCAUUGUCGUCCACGGUUCUAAAAUAUCUUAUGACUUUUUCUAGUGUUGUUUUAAAGCAAAACAGUACUAACAACAAAAGGCUUCCGUUCCGUCAAAUGCAGCACCAGCAAUGUGGAAACUGAUCUUUCUAUUAGUAUGCAUACUAUUUGAUAUAACAAAUCAUCUUCUUCCUAGUAGGCAGACCAAUAUUUCUCAAGACCAUUCGAGCAGACUUGGCUUCAAUGAAGUCAAGCAACAACAUGGAAGCAAUCGAUUCGUUGCUGCGAUUCGAUGCUGUGUUACGUGUUAUGUUAGAUAGCUGUUACGAAAUAGUAAGCAGUAUUCCUAUUAAAACUAUUAGCAACAC